Messenger RNA from Bipolaris maydis ATCC 48331, 1642 nucleotides. The record is from RefSeq and is a predicted model, not a curated record. NCBI's taxonomy places the organism in Eukaryota, Fungi, Ascomycota, Dothideomycetes, Pleosporales, Pleosporaceae.
ACCACUAACAUGGCAACAUCUGGCGUGAAUUUGGCUGUGACCAAAGACGGAGAGUCUUACAACAAGUUAUCGCGACCCGACGGUUACCUCCUACCGACACAGCCUCCUCCGCCAUUCACGUCUGCUCUAGUAACUCCCGGCAGCAAGAGAAAGCACGAGCAGGAAAACGCGUCGGAAACAAAGCGCGCAAAAACUGAUCGUAACAAUUCGCGCACCAAGGGGAAAUCACGCGCCAAUGAACAGUUCCGGGAGCCAGGCGUACGAUCAGUGCUCCCAGGGCUUGAGGGAGAGGAGCAUUUGACAGACGAGUCAAUAGAUGAGGCAGUGGCAUACCUUCAAAGUGUCAGGUCUGAAGCUUCAGCAAUACCUACCCUCCUCGUCGCCCCGGCCGACGUGCACAGCACUAGCAGUGAUCAUGGCAACGACAAUCGCAAUUCGAAUAAACCGACCGUAGGCACACAGCGUACUGUAUACAACGAUGGUACCUGGGUUGCUCUAGAAAGCGAGAGUGAGGGUGCAUCAGAGUACUGGGACGGGGACGUAGACGAUCUCGACCCGCAGGAGAGCUGUCAAUGGGCGCUCAUUCAGCGAUUCUGCACUCUCCGCAACAGACUCUCUUCAAUCCGGGAACGUAAGCCAUCUUCGGGGAAAACACCAGGUUCCCGAAAAACAAAACGCAGCGACCAGUCUGGAAAGCACUACUGGGCGGAAGCCAUUAGUCGUGACUAUCCUACACUAGAGGAAGUCACUCAAAUGGACGAAUCGACUUUAUAUGUGGCUCUGCAUGGCUGUGCAUUCGCACUGGAUCGAUCUACUGAGGUAUCACGUCAGAAGAGCUGCUGGAUAUGGACACUACUAGCCUUAACGGGCGACUUUGGGACUUUGGAUCAUGAGAGAAUCGGCAAGAUUCGGGAUCUGGGUCUUGCUGCUAGCCGUCUGGUGAAAAGACUCUCUAGCAGAAGUCUAGAGGAGCAAUGUGCUCCAGAGGGCGAAGCAAGAGACAACGAGUCUGAUGAUGAACCCGGUGACGAUUCAAGUUCUGCACUUGUGAAAGAACAUGGCGACUCGAUAGCCAACGCGGACAACGGUCUAGAAAGCGGUGAGGUCAUGGAUGACAAUGCGGGCGAUUCUGGUGCAGAAAUGGCCAUCUCAGAAGAGGAAGAAGAGUCGUCAGAUGCAGCCGAAGAUGGAGACCUCGAGAAAGCCAGAGCACGUCUUCUCGCCCAACUUGGAGAUCGUUUAGUGCAGCCAGCAGUCCCACCAUCAGACGCACCAGUCGAGCCAUCUGCAGCAUCAGGUAUCAAGCUGCUUUCCCGAGCAGAGGCUGAGAGACAACGACAGGAGAUGCGCAACAACAAGCGUCAAAAAGAGAAUGUCACACGUGCAUCAGCCUCUACAUCUCAUGCUACACAGACCACGCGUGCAGGGCUGCAGAGCACGCCUUUAACCGAGAGUGAUGUAGAAACACAGGCGGCAAUCGACAUGAUUCUGACGAUUGUGGCCGAGUGUUAUGGACAGAGGGAUUUGCUCAAGUUUCGAAAGGCAUGGUGAACGUAUGAAGCGUGUUUAGAUACCCCCUACAGCGAUCAUAAAAUUUAAUACAUAGACUUCAGUUUGCAUACAAUCAAAUCAUACAAGCAUG